UCCCUCUCACACAUUGCACACGCACACACACACACACACAUACAUGCACACACACACGCUUACAAUAUAAACUUAGCAUACAUGCACAUUCUUAUACUUAGCAUACAUGCCUUCUAACACUAACAAUAAACUUGUUUGAAACACCACAGCAUUGUUCGAACUAGUCACAGCCCAACAACAAUACAGUCCACAUUCUGACGUUAAAAUCCACAGCACAAGAACAAGAAUAAGAACAAAGAUAACAACAGCAAUUAUAACAACAACGACACUUCGUGAAAGGUGAGAGAAAAAGAGAGGGAGAGAGAAGAAGAAGAAGAAGAAGAAGAAGAAGAAGAAGAAGAAGAAGAAGAAGAAGAAGAAGAAGAAGAAGAAGAAGAAGAAGAAGAAGAAGAAGAAGAAGAGGACAAUUAGAAACCAGAAAAAAUGUUUUUCAGACUUCAUCGAUACAAAAAAGUGACUUUAAUUGGAUUAACCGCUUGUGUAUUGGCCACACUUUACAUUACGAGGGAGAAAACCUUUAAGAAUUUUACAGAUCCGCAUUCAUGGCGUCUUGGCUUCGACCUUCCAGGAAUACUGACAGAAAAAUUUGCGAACACCAAAAGACCUUCAGAAGAGACGAAAUCUUCGAUCGUUGUGUCAGUUGAAUCGACUCCGGCUCCUAUCGAUAUAAAAGAGAACGUUCAGAGUCUGUGCUCAAAAGAUUUCUCCCGUUACAAUGGCUACAGAAACAAUACUUAUUUGCAAUCGUCUAUCAUCAUAUCGAAGUACAAAUUUGUCACGUGUGUCCUCCCUAAAACCGGUUGUUCGUUUUUAAAGCGUUUCUUGUAUUUCAUUGGCAGUAAUAAAUCUAUUUCCAGCCCCUUUAUUUAUUCGUUAUAUGAUGCCCACGUGCUUCCAUUGAACACUACCAACAAGUUAACGGCAAAACAACUGGAAGAAGUUCAAAGAGAAUAUAAAUUCGCUUUAUUUGUCCGCGAUCCUUACAAGCGUUUAUUCUCUGGUUACGUCGAUAAGAUUUUCUCGCGUUACGACUAUUGGGAUUUUUUGUCUAAGCGUAUAAUUAACAAAGUUAGACCUUCAGCUCCAGACAAAUCAAAGAAAUGUGGCACUGACACUAGAUUUACUGACGUUGUACGUUUUCUUGUGUCUGAAAUAUCUGAAGGUAAAUCCGUAGAUAGUCAUUUUAUGCCGAUACACUUCUUGAGUAAUCCGUGUUCAGCGAAAUAUGAUUUCAUUGGAAAGCUUGAAAAUUUCAAAACAGACGCAGCAACUUUGUUCAGUGAGCUUCAUGUAAAAUACCAAUCUACCUUGGAUGAGAUAGAAACUGGAAGUAUCAAAGAUGAACUCAAGGACGUUGCCGAUAUAGUAUUUAGCGUUAAAAAUAAUAAACGUUUUAACGAAAACCCAUGCUUCGAUAUACAUAACAUCACGCGGCGUUUGUGGCGCAAACUUCAAAUCAAAGGACUUAUCAGUUACAAAUUUAAUUUGACAAUAACAAAAAAAGAAUUAUUGUCCCUUAACAAAACUCAGUUUCUUUCAAUUUUAACGAAAUACAACAAGAAAUCUUCUAGUGAACCAGAUUGUCAUAAAGCACGGAAAUUUUCAUAUUUGGAAGCGUAUUAUUCAGUACCGCAGAAAGACUUGGAAGAUCUCGCAAAACUAUUCAGCACUGAAUGUGAAUUAUGGGAUUAUCCGUUCAAACCGGACAUCAUAUUUGAUUCCGAUAAACGCAUCUCAACAGGCCCCAUUACGUAUUUUAACUUUGACGAUGUCUAAAUGAAUACGUGAAUAUGCAUACAUGUAUACAUACGUGUAUCUCCAUUUUUUAACCUAUCCUCACAAACCUACAAACUAAUUAUAUAUGUACACGCACACACAUGCAGAUACACACACGUACACACAUAAGCGUUCACGCGCAUAGACAUACACACAUACACACACCUCCACUCACUAAACUAUCUGAAAGAACACUUUUAAAAUAUCAAAAAUAAUACAAUGUCGCCAUGACAGAACACCACCAGUGGACUCUGCACGUAUACUUUAACACAUUUUAAAAGAAAUUAAGUUCCUUUUAUCAAUUUAAAUACAUAAUCGAUUAAUUUCAGUAACUUAUUAAAGGCAAUUACUCAUUCAUGCAUUUAUAAAUAAUUCAUAUUGAACAAAUUCCAAAACUGAAAUAAAUGAUCGCUUUUAUUUUCUAUAUGAAAACAAGUUGUAUCCAGAAAACAUGAGCUGGUCAAAUUACGUGAAAAAAAUUCCGGAUCUGUUUUAUUAGGUGUUGACUGUCCAAUCUAAUAAGUGAUUCAUAUGAAAGAAACCUGAAAAUACGAAAAUGUUGGGGUAUUCCAAGACAGAACACAGCAACUGACUCUUAUCUUCUAAAUCGAACAUUCUAAAAGAUUUACAUUUAAGGUUCUUAGAAUAAAUACAAAAAUAUACAUGCAUCCACACACCCUCCCCACACACAUAUAGACGCUCACAUGAUCGCAUAAGUGCAUAUGGCACACACACACACAUACGUAAUCGUAUGAUAAUUCUGCUUGUCAUUGCGUUACUUAGACCGUCGGUAACGCUUUCACGUGAUUGGAGAAAAAAGAGGGAAAAAGAAAAUU
This is a messenger RNA of Octopus sinensis (East Asian common octopus), 2612 nucleotides long. RefSeq names its product carbohydrate sulfotransferase 11. Gene Ontology annotation, molecular function: sulfotransferase activity. NCBI's taxonomy places the organism in Eukaryota, Metazoa, Mollusca, Cephalopoda, Octopoda, Octopodidae. Gene Ontology annotation, cellular component: membrane. Bases 424 to 1776 code for a protein of 450 amino acids. The record is from RefSeq and is a predicted model, not a curated record. The transcript is spliced from 4 exons. Gene Ontology annotation, biological process: carbohydrate biosynthetic process.